GGAGAGAGCGAGCAUUACACUGACUCACUCCAUCCUCCCCUCACUCAGCACUGGUCCUCGCAUCAUCUCUCCCCCUCUCGUAAACUCCAAACCAAAACAGAUGGUGGACAAACAGCACAUCUGUCCGGAAGCUCUACGACAAUAGACAGCAUCGCGCUGGACUCGAGCCCGGUCAUGUCAGAGUCCGACAAACGCUAGAUAUUCGCUGCGUUUUCUUGCUCUAUACCGUUAACAACGGCAGCCGGGGGAGGACCGCGAGUCUGUCUCGGUUCCUCCACCAAGCGGAGAAGAUGGCCGCCAUUAAGAUUUUAACCAGCGCUGGUCUUUUCUUGGCGUUUAGUGCACUGAUCUUGUUGGCAAUGGCCAUCUGCACCGAUUACUGGUACGAGACGGACGCUCGGCGGCACCGCGAACGCUGCAAAAACUACGCGAACAAGCGUAACGAUCCCGGAUAUAUUUACAUCUCAAAUCACAACUUGCCUCUUCAGAUGCCUCCAAAGGGCUAUGAGAGGAAAGAGAUGGAGCCGGUUGGGGUGCCGUCGCCUCGCGUCAAGCGACACGCUGUGGCUUCGGCCACCGCCAUGGAGUCUCACUGCAGCCGCCAGUUCAACUCCACGAUCUCCGGUCUGUGGAGAAAGUGCCAUCGCGAGGGGUUUGACCUGGAGAUCGAGGAUCUCAUUUACAAAGGGUUUAUUCAGAGAUGCGCUCCUGUGAAGUAUCACUACACAUCUUCAAUCCUCCCCCGAAACCUUCCCGUCAAUAUCACCAAGACCAUCCGGCAAGAUGAGUGGCACGCCCUCCAUCUGCGGCGGAUGACAGCAGGUUUUGUGGGCAUGGCUGUCUCUAUCAUCCUUUUUGGCUGGGUCAUAGGAGUUCUUGGAUGCUGUCAACAACAUGAUCUCAUGCAGUAUGUAGCUGGACUACUCUUCCUCAUGGGAGGAACCUGCUGUAUUAUCUCCCUUUGUACCUGCGUGGCGGGCAUUAACUUCGAGCUUUCACGUUACCCACGUUACCUGUAUGGACUUCCAGAGGACAUCAGUCAUGGUUACGGCUGGUCCAUGUUCUGUGCCUGGGGCGGACUAGGUCUCACCCUGCUAGCUGGUUUCUUAUGCACGCUGGCUCCUUCUUUAAGCAGCCCCUUGGCCCGCACCACAGUCCACAAGUCCAGGCACGAAAAUGGGACCGUGUGAACAGACUUCUGGAGCAACAUGUAUACAGCAUCCAUGUAAGGACAUCUGGCCUAUUCAUCACACAGUAUGACUGUAUCAUCGUCUCUUUCAUACGACUCAAGGGGCUUUUUGGCUUCCUCAAGGAUCACAUUUUCCAGCACAACUUGUGUACACCAUCCGUUUUAAAAAUGCAGUCUAUUAAUGCAUAAUGGAGAAAGUCCAUAAAAUGUCUGGCACGAACAUUUGCAGACGCUGAAGGAGUCUGUUCCGUGUGCAAACGGGAGUCACGUGCACUUCCACACUCUCCCUUGACUCACUUUCACCCUUUAUGGCACAAAAUUCUCUCUCCAGUUUACGACAGAGAGGCUGACUGGAGGCUACUGUCCUCUCUCCAUGAGGAUUCAUAAUAAAAUGGUGCUCUCUUUUCACAUUCUCGAACAAACAAGCAAAUCCAUGUCAAAUCCUAUUUCUUAAAAAAAAUCUUAACUGAGGCAAGAAUGAGGGCACUCGAAAGUAGAGACGAAAGCAUUUCUGUCACUAACGUUUCAAGAAGCAAAUUUCCCAAGGCCUCAAAGAGUAUGUAUGUGUAAAAAUACUUAGUUUCGUCUAGUUUCAGGUCUACGCUUGUAAGAAAUUAUGCUCGGAUACAAAUUAAGCCUUUUCACUUUUUAUGAUUGUAAUGACCUGGUGACCUGGCUUGGUCUGUGGUAGACGUUUUAAUUUGACUAAAUUGUUUCUCAAUGGCAUGUGAAUUAUUGACCUGAUUUGUUUUCAAAGUUUUUGUCAGGGUUGUUCUGAAAUGAAUUUAUUAUGAAGCCUUAUUGCUGUUGUGAGCACAAUAUGAUGAAAGUCAGCAUCUUGAUAUCACAACUAGAUGCUGUCGAAUAUUUAAGAUAAAACGAACCUGUUGGUUGCGCUUAUUAUAACAGACUUUCUAGGGAAUUCAGUGUUAUAAGUAGCUGCAAAGAGUGAUGUGAGGUCCAAAGUUGGAACACAUAGUGCGUCUUUGGACAAUAAUAAGUUAUAAGUGUUGGGUGGAUCAUAGGAAUAUAAUAGAUCCCAGGUAGAAUUUUCUAAGUUCCUGGUUCGAUCCUAAGUGUGGUGUUUCUUAUGGGUUCAAAAUAUGGCACUCAACAAACUAUAAUGUUUACAAGAUACGGUAUGUUUAUACUUACAUGACCAACUCAAGAAAUAACCAAACGAUAUUUUAAAGAACCCCGGACUAGUAAUAAUCUGGUAAUGUGUUUUCUUAAAGUGAGUGUGUCUCUACACAUUAUUAAUAAUUCAUGUUGAUUAUACCUGAUUGACAUUAUUUAAUCGGGAAUGCUAUGAAAAGCACAGUUACCACAAAUCUUUUAAUAUGCAUCACGUCUCUACUAAAUGUACAUUUAUAGUCUUGUACAUCUCCACAGAGUCCAAGCACAAUGUACUGGUGUCGAUAUCCACAUUUGUGAUGAGUAAAUGCAAUAGUUAUGAGACAUUAAAGACUGAAAAUACUGUGGUAGUAUUCUGAAAGCACAUUUGGAAAAACAUAUGCGUAAAAUAAGGUAUCAUCUGAUGAUAAAUUGAAGAGCACAGUCAUUUUUCUUGUAGUGCUUUAAUGGAGUUACAGAAUAGCUCACUGACAGUUUAGCUGAUUGGCAAAAACAUUUUUGUACAAGGAAUAAAAUUCCUCAACAAUGUGGCCAAAUGGAAUGACUUUAUUCAAAUACAUAAGGAAAAAAACACCAAAAUAAAACAAACUCCUUAGAUAGACAUAAAAGUGUUAUACAUACUAAAACCUUUCUGAGGAAUCCAAUAUCAGGUAUUAACAUACACAGAAGUAAUAUCCUUCAUGAAUAAUACAAAUGGAAUGGGGAGAUUUGAAAUGUAAACACAAGAACGUUGUGUAAGCAAAGAAAGGUGUUUAAAAGAAAUAAAAACACACCCAGGUGUUUUUGUCAUUCUUGGUGAGAUUUGUAUAAAAUUUGCCAUUUACUUUGGCAGUUAAAGUAGCACCAUUUUGUAUUCUUUGGGGUACAAGAAGUUUUUGCAGAUUCAUUUGAACGUGUCAUUGUCCCGCAUGCUGUCAUAUGGAUUAAUUUAAGUGUAUAAAAUCUGUGUCGAUUUUUGAAAUGACUUUUAUUUUAAGAAAUAAAAUUUAGUAGCAUUUCA
Messenger RNA from Triplophysa dalaica, 3323 nucleotides. It is a transcript of the gene tmem276b, whose product is annotated as transmembrane protein 276b. Lineage: Eukaryota; Metazoa; Chordata; Actinopteri; Cypriniformes; Nemacheilidae. The transcript is spliced from 4 exons. Gene Ontology annotation, cellular component: membrane. The coding region runs from base 291 to 1190 and encodes 299 amino acids. The record is from RefSeq and is a predicted model, not a curated record.